AUGUACUACACCUUUGAUAGGGAAAAUCAUUUGUACAGGAGCGGACUAGAGUUUGAAGAGCGGAGAUUAGGGAUCGGUGAGUUCGGGUUAGGGUUUGAUGUUAGUAGUAACGAUUACAAAGUUGUAAGAAUUCAUCAUCUUACAUAUGAUGAGGUGGAAGUUUGGGUUUAUAGUUUAAAAUCCAAUUCAUGGACAAGAUUUGACGAUGUUACAUUCGAUGUCGAAGCACGUAAAAGCUGCUUGAUAUUCGUGCAAUGUGUUGAUCGACUAACUAACUUUCCGAUCAUAGUAGCUCGAUUUGAUUUUGCGAGUAACAAGUUUCAACUGCUUCCGUUUAGAUAUAGUCGUGAACAUUUGUAUGUUCUCGAAGGGCAAGUUUGUUUAGGGUUAGGUAACAAGAAUGAGUAUGAUCAGUAUGAGUAUAAGCAUGAAAGGGAUGAGCACGAGGUUCGUUUACUCGGUGUUGCCGACGAAUAUGAUGAUCCAGUGCAAAUUAGGAGAGAAUUAGAUACUAUAAAAUCCAUGUUUAGCGAGCAUGAUAUUGUUUGGUAUGACUUGAAGAAGAAGACAUUUGAAAAUUAUGAAAUUGGAGGCGUUUCUCAUUAUUGGAAAAAUUCAGUCAGUUGUUGGGAAACUCUCUUACAACUUAAUUCUUCUAGCAAGAUGGAAUUAAUUAAAACUUUAUAG
This is a messenger RNA of Mercurialis annua (annual mercury), 687 nucleotides long. RefSeq lists its product as uncharacterized. Bases 1 to 687 code for a protein of 228 amino acids. Lineage: Eukaryota; Viridiplantae; Streptophyta; Magnoliopsida; Malpighiales; Euphorbiaceae. The transcript is spliced from 2 exons. The record is from RefSeq and is a predicted model, not a curated record.